Parastagonospora nodorum SN15 is the source of this 3519-nucleotide messenger RNA. RefSeq lists its product as hypothetical. Gene Ontology annotation, cellular component: cell septum; cell periphery. Gene Ontology annotation, molecular function: chitin synthase activity. The transcript has 5 exons. The record is from RefSeq and is a predicted model, not a curated record. NCBI's taxonomy places the organism in Eukaryota, Fungi, Ascomycota, Dothideomycetes, Pleosporales, Phaeosphaeriaceae. Bases 1 to 3519 code for a protein of 1172 amino acids.
AUGUCUCUUCCCCGGCGACCCGACGACUCCUCGCGAGGGAGCCGAGACAACCGCCAUGUCUUCCGAGAGUCGAGCUCGCGCCGCCGUAGGACGUCGGACCUCGAGAACACGCGCACCCACGACCGCUCCAACAGCAAGAGCGGCGCCAACGAAUACGCGCGAGCACUCCCCUCGCCCGGCACACCCGUGCCCAUGGAGCGAGACCCCAUCAUGCGCUCCGCGAACACCACGCCCGCUCACGAGCUGGGCAGGAAGCGUAGUCUGAUCCGUCCCGAGCGCCAGCGGAUGGACCCUAGCCACCCCAACUAUCACUACAGCAAGCAUGCCCAGCGAAUGGCCGUAAAACCCUCGACCACCGGCAACGACCCCAUCAUCGAAGACAGCCUCGAGAAUGAGACGGUCAGCUCCGACAGCACCGACUUGAAGCCCUCGCACCUGCGCAAUGCCUCAGGUGGCGGAUACCACGACAAGCAGGCGCCCCUCGACGACGAAAAGCUGCAGCGCCGCAUGACCCGCAGCAAGACGGCCGAGGCUCGCGAGAUCCAGCGGCAGAAGGAGAAGGACAAGCUGCGGCCCCCGAGUUUCUGGAACGUCUACUGUGCCAUUAUUACCUUCUGGUGUCCGGAUGCCCUCCUGAGGUGCUUUGGAAAGCCUGCCAAGGCCCAACAGCGCGCCUGGAGAGAGAAGGUCGGACUCGUGAGCAUCAUUAUGAUGAUCUGCACAUUCGUUGGAUAUCUCACGUUCGGUUUCACCGAGACUGUGUGCCCAUCUGGCGGCAACGCCCGUAUGCGCGUCAACAAGGUUGACAACGGCACCUUGAUCGUGCACGGCAAGGCUUACAAUCUUGCCCAGUCCAAGCACCCUCCCGCUCGCGGCAUCCCGUCUGGCGCCAACGUACUCUUCGAUCUCCCUGAGAAGCACGGCGGCCAAGAUGCCAGUUUCUUGUUCCAGAAUGUCAAUGGCGCGUGCAAGGGUCUCAUCACACCCAAGGAGAACUCGGGCAUACCAACCAGUGGCAACAGCAUGGCCUGGUACUUCCCUUGCCGAUUUUUCAACCAGGACGGUUCCAGCAAGCCCAACACUACUUUCCUUGAAUACAAUGGCUACAUGUGCCACACCUCGGACCCCGCUCGCAAGGCGUUCAACAGCUUGCAAGAUGCCGGAGAGAUUUCCCGCAAUCUGAUGGUUUGGGGUGGCGAUGUUCUGGACCUGAACCUACUCGACCACUUCAACAGGACCCAAGUCAACAUCCCACCCAUCUUCGAUCAGAUCAAGGUCAACCCAGCUGUCCGGGGCGUGGACGUCACGCGCACCUACUCUUCGAGUUAUGAAAAGCAGGUUGCUCGAUGCUUCACUGAAAUCAUCAAGGUUGGGUCCAUCGACACAGAGAGCAUUGGUUGCAUUGCUUCCAAAGUUGUCUUGUACGUCUCGCUGGUCUUCAUCUUGGCGGUCGUUGUGGCCAAAUUCAUUCUCGCCUUGGCCUUCCAAUGGUUCAUCAGCAAGCAAUUCGGUGCCACUAAGACGUCCGUCGGCAAGGCGGACUCGAAGCAGCGAAAGCAGCAGAUCGAGGAGUGGAGUGAUGAUAUCUAUCGUCCUCCCCCAAAGCUGAGUGACGCAUCUGGCGGCCCUGACCGAUCGAGCAAGCGAGGUAGUACCUUCCUGCCGUCAACCUCGCGAUUCACCAGCCCUUACUCCGUGGACAAGUCGACAAAGACCCGAGCAGCUCCUACGACUAUGACCAGCCAAAGCACCAAUUCCCGGGGCCUUUCGUCCAACGCUGGUGUCUAUCGCCAGUUAAACAACAGCCAUGGCACACUACCCACCUACGAUGGCAAGCACUCGAUGCAGCAAUCUGUGCAAGAAUCUAGGACGAGCUUGCUUAUCCCUGGCAGCACCGACAACCGAUACUCAGGCAUGAUGAGCGAGGAAGGCCCCGGACCAGCUGGCUUCAUCCACGAGGCCGUUGUGCCUCAGCCUCCCCCCGAGUGGCAGCCUUUUGGAUAUCCCCUAGCCCACUCCAUUUGCUUGGUUACGGCCUACUCUGAGGGUGCCGACGGCAUCAGGACCACAAUUGACUCUAUUGCUACCACCGACUACCCGAACAGCCACAAAUUGAUUUUGGUCAUUUGUGACGGUAUUAUCAAGGGUAAAGGCGAGGACUUGUCUACGCCCGAGAUCUGUCUUGCUAUGAUGAAGGACCACGCAGUUCUUCCCCACGAGGUUCAGGCUUUCUCUUACGUGGCUGUUCGACACAACAUGGCUAAGAUCUACUCCGGUUUCUACGAUUACGGCGAGGACUCGCGCAUCCCAGUCGACAAGCAGCAACGUGUUCCGAUGAUGGUCGUGGUCAAAUGCGGCACACCAGACGAGGCGCACAAGUCCAAGCCCCGAGCUGGGAAUUCGAAAUGUUUAAACGGUAUCUGGAAAAUCACUGGUAUCUCUUCCGACUUUUACGAGAUUGUGCUCAUGGUGGGACGCCGGACACGAAAGGUCUUCCUCGACAAGCUUGGACACAGAAGGAUUUGCCGCCAUGGUCAAGGAUCCCGUACAUCAUGGGUCUCUGUGGAGAAACCAAGAUUGCCAACAAUUUCGCGACUCUUGGGUAUCCAUGAGGCCAAGUGUUUGAGUAAGUUUUGUUCCACGUUUGACGAUGGCGCCACUGACUGCAUUAGAUACUUCAUUUCUCACCACUUGGCCAAGUCUUUCGAGUCGGUGUUCGGUGGUGUUACCUGUCUGCCUGGAUGUUUCUGCAUGUACCGCAUCAAAGCCCCGAAGGGCGGUCAGAACUACUGGGUCCCAAUCCUUGCCAAUCCGGACGUUGUCGAGCACUACUCGGAAAAUGUGGUCGACACGUUGCACAAGAAGAACUUGCUGCUGUUGGGUGAAGAUCGAUACCUUUCGACGCUCAUGCUCAAGACAUUCCCCAAGCGCAAGCAGGUCUUUGUCCCCCAAGCCGUCUGCAAAACCACAGUACCCGACGAAUUCAAGGUCCUCCUUUCGCAGCGAAGGCGAUGGAUCAAUAGUACGAUCCACAAUUUGAUGGAGCUGGUACUAGUACGCGACUUGUGUGGCACCUUCUGCUUCAGCAUGCAGUUUGUCGUGUUCAUUGAGCUCAUCGGAACCCUGGUCCUCCCAGCCGCCAUCGCCUUCACCUUCUACCUGAUUGCCAUCUCGAUCAAGGCUGCUGUCCUGAACACAGCGGCUCCCGUCAUUCCACUUAUUCUUCUUGCGAUGAUUUUGGGUCUCCCAGCAAUUCUUAUUGUCGUGACAGCUCACCGAUGGUCUUACGUUGCUUGGAUGUUUGUUUACCUACUGUCACUUCCCAUUUGGAAUUUUGUACUCCCAACGUAUGCUUUCUGGAAGUUUGACGACUUCUCUUGGGGCGACACACGUAAGACGGCGGGCGAGAAGACGAAGAAAGCAGGGUUGGAGUACGAGGGCGAGUUCGAUAGCAGCAAGAUCACCAUGCGGCGCUGGCACGACUUUGAAGCAGGUAAGGUACACGACUUCUCUCGAUAG